GUUAAAAAUCACAGAACAGAAGAUAAAAAAAUAAAAAUAAAAUAAAAAAUCCACUUGGCAACAAGUCUAUAAAACCAAUAGAAGAGUGUUACACCAUCUUCAAAAUUGAUCAAGAAUUGAAGAGAAAAGUCAUGAAGAUAUUUGGCAGAGAGUGGUUAUUAAUCGCUCUGCUUUUCUUUGUUUCUGGUGUUGUACAGAUCAAUGGAGAAACCAGGGCCUGCACCAGCCCCAACAGCCCAUGCCGUCGUAAGGCGAUAACGUGCCCAAGCGAAUGCCCAGAAUCAAAACCAAGUGACCCAAAAGCUAAAGCUUGCUAUGUCAACUGCAAUUCACCCAUAUGCAAGGCUGAGUGCAGAAACCGCAUACCAAUGUGCGAUGGCCUUGGAGCAGCAUGCUAUGAUCCCCGGUUCAUCGGUGGUGAUGGCAUUGUCUUCUACUUUCACGGCAAAAGCAAUGAGCAUUUCAGCUUGGUUUCCGAUCUCAAUCUCCAAAUCAAUGCCCGUUUCAUUGGCCUAAGGCCAGCAGGCCGAAGCAGGGACUACACAUGGAUUCAAGCACUAGGAAUCCUUCAUGGCACCCACGCUCUCUCUCUUGAGGCCACCAAGUCCGCGACAUGGGAUGAAGAAAUUGAUCAUCUAAAAUUCUCAUACAAUGGGAAGGAACUAGUCAUACCAGAAGGGUAUCCAUUCGAAUGGAUAUCCCCGGAAAAUGACCUCAAAGUAGAGAGAACAUCGAGCAAGAACAGCGUGCUAGUCACUCUCACAGAAAUCGCGGAAGUUUCAGUCAAUGUGGUGCCAGUGAGCGAGGAAGAUGAUAAAAUUCACAACUACCAGAUACCCUCUGAUGACUGCUUUGCUCACUUAGAGGUGCAGUUCAGAUUCUAUGGUCUCUCCUCUAAGGUUGAAGGCGUGCUUGGCCGGACUUACCAGCCGGAUUUCAAGAACCCUGCGAAGCCAGGCGUGGCAAUGCCUGUAGUAGGUGGUGAAGACAAGUACAGAACCACUUCUCUUCUAUCUGCAGAUUGUGGUUCUUGUCUGUUCUCUGGAACUGGAGCUUUGAAACGGGAGGAUUCGAUUGUGAUGGACGUCUAUGGCGCCAUGGACUGCAGUGGUGGAGCCAACAGUGGGAAUGGUAUUGUUUGCAGGAAAUGAUCUCAAC
This is a messenger RNA of Cornus florida, 1158 nucleotides long. RefSeq lists its product as uncharacterized. The transcript has 2 exons. The record is from RefSeq and is a predicted model, not a curated record. Lineage: Eukaryota; Viridiplantae; Streptophyta; Magnoliopsida; Cornales; Cornaceae. Bases 132 to 1151 code for a protein of 339 amino acids.